Messenger RNA from Neurospora tetrasperma FGSC 2508, 864 nucleotides. RefSeq lists its product as uncharacterized. Lineage: Eukaryota; Fungi; Ascomycota; Sordariomycetes; Sordariales; Sordariaceae. The record is from RefSeq and is a predicted model, not a curated record. The coding region runs from base 1 to 864 and encodes 287 amino acids. The transcript has 13 exons.
AUGUCUCCAAAGGGGCUCAUGGCGGCGCCUCAGUGUGUCGUGCAUCUGCUACCCCCAAGUGUAUGGCCCUUUUGUGCCACCAAGGCUGCGCAGGUCUUCCAUGUGGUGUCAGGGUCGGACCUGAUGCUAAAAGGCGAACUUGGACCAAAGGUUGUAGUGAUCAUGGUGGUAUUCCAAGGUACGGGGAAGUGGUUCCGAAGCAGAAGCAGAUGCCAGAGAGAUGUCGUACCUACGUCAAGAGAGGUUGAUGUGUGGGGAGGCGUGGCGACGGCCAUGUCCAUCUGUGUGGCUGUGGAUGAUGCUGUGAUGGAUGGCGUGGUGGUGAAUGGCGGUAACUGCAGUGUCCGUGGAGAGCUUCCCACCGUCGUGCCAAGUCCGGCAACAGGGCAGAUUUACGUCAAGGGAACUGAAUUUGGUGAUGGGCGGCAAUGCAACCGACCCGCCGGAGUUCGCCAGAUUCCUUGCAAGUUCCAUCCAUGCUGGCCGAUGUGUGUUCAAAAACGGUUCUCUUCAAAAGUGCCGGUGUUGCUUUUUGUCCGAGUCGAGACUGCCAAGCAGAUAGUGAACUCGCUGAACGUCAACUUCAACUCUGCUGCUAUAUGCACUGUGUGUUGCAUGGAUCGCCGGACCGUCGAUAAGCCCAAGACACUGGCACGCCACUGCCAGCCCCGAUGGUGGCAGCCCGUGUUGCUUCAGUUUGUAACCGCCGAGGUACACUACACUAGUAUAACUAAAAUCCGUUUACAACUCACUUUCGAUUUGAGCGUACUAAGAAGACGGCCUAACCUACGUAGCCAAAACUUGUCCUAUACGUUUUAUGCUAAUACUAGGGUUCUAGAACAGAUUAAGCGGAAGUUAAUAUAA